AUGUUUCUCGCCGGAGACAACGCCAUCGUCAGCCGGCCACCACCUCCAUCGUCCCUCUUUCCCUUCUUGCCUGCAAGCGCCUCUGGACCUCGUCCCCUUCAUCUCCUCCUUGUAGAGCCGCCGCCGGACCGGAUAUCGCUCUUCUCCUCUUCCUCACGCUCCACUCUUCGCAAGCAGCACCACCGCACUUCUCCUCUUCUUCCUCCUCGCGACGUCGCCGCCGUCCAACCUUGCAGCGCCGCUCCCUACUGCUCCUCCUCUUCGUCUCUUCACACAGCCGAAUCACCACCUCUUCCCCUGCUGCUGGCUGAGACAACCACAGCGGGUGGCCUGUUCGCCGGCAGUCCUCUCCCCCUCUCUAUGCCGACAACAUCAGCGCUAGCUCUCUCCUUCUCUUGCCCACGAGGUGCUGCUGCCCCAGCGCUGUCGCUGUUGCCGACCAGCCUCCGGUCGCCCACGACUCGAUCUGGCGCAAAAGGCAGUGUCAUCGCACGGCAUGGAGAUAUAUUGAUGGGGAAUAGCUCACUUAUCGAUGGCCAGACAUUGAUCUCGACGGGAAGCGUGUUCCAGCUCGGCUUCUUCAGUCCAGUUAACAAUUCUGCGACUGCAUACAUAGGAAUUUGGUACUAUAAUAUCCCACCAAGAGAAAGCAAAGUAGUAGUAUGGGUCGCCAAUAGGAACAAGUCUGUGGACACAUCCAUGGCAUCGUUGAACCUGACUUCCGACGGAAAUCUCAUCUUAUUUGAGGAAGGAACAAAGGUUUGGUCGACGGGAACAUCCGCAGAACUCAAUUCCGCACGCUUGCAGCUUUUAGACUCAGGAAACCUCGCGCUGACUGCCGACAACUCUAACAGAAUUCUGUGGCAGAGCUUCGAUCAUGAGUGUGACACUUUUCUCCCUGGAAUGAAGCUGGGAUUCGACCUCCGGACCAACACUUCGUGGCAGUUCCUGUCAUGGAUGAGUGCCACGGACCCAUCUCCGGGCACGUACGUGGGCAAAUUUGAGAAAUAUAAUGUUCCGGAUUUUUUCACGCAGAGUGUGAAUGGAUCCGUCAAAAUCUUCCGCACUGGGCCAUGGAACGGGCUAUGGUUCGCCGGCCUUCCAAUGCUGGGGAACAGCAUAUUGGAGAGGAACAUAAAUUUCACAUACGUGUCCAACCAGAAUGAGACCUACUACAUACAUGAAUAUGAGACUCGAUCGCCACAGCUAACGCGGACAGUAGUUGACGCCGACGGAACCUACAAGACUUGGAGUUUUGUUGGGGGAGGGUGGAGACUUUUCUUGUCAUUUCCAACUGACGACUGCGAUCACUACAACUAUUGUGGCCGCAACAGCGUUUGCACCAAGGGCUACUACUCAAGUUCCUGUCGUUGUUUGGAAGGGUUUGAGAAAAAAAGCGUUGUCGAAUGCGCGAGGAAGGAGCCCCUGCGUUGCUCGUCGAACCGGUUUUGGAAGGAACCAAGCGUGAAGGUGCCCGACACCGAGAAUGCAACCUCAAGAGGCACAAUUAGUCUGGAUGCGUGCAAGAAAUUGUGCUUGGAUGCUUGCUCCUGCGUCGCGUAUGCAGUGAUCAAUGGGCCUUAUGGCUGCAUAACUUGGCGCGGUGAGCUGUUGGAUCUCAGAAGUUUUACCGACGGAGGAGACGAUUUAUACAUUCGGCUUCCAGAAUCAUCAACCUCAAAUUGGAAGAAGCUCGAGUGGGCGAUAGUUAUUUCAACGUUGCUGGGAAUUAUUUUGCUGUGCAGUGUAGGUGUACUCGUUAGGAGGAGGAGGAGAAACAGAGCAUUGCAUUUUCCAAAUGUUGAGAAAGGUUCUAUCAGCGCAUUCAAUGUACUUCCUUCAUAUGAUUUGCAUACUAUAAAAGUUGCAACAAAUGAUUUUUCUGAAGAAAACAAGCUUGGGGAAGGGGGAUUUGGUGUUGUUUACAAGGGUCAAUUUCAUGAUGGACAGAAGAUUGCUGUCAAAAAAUUAUCAAGAUACUCUUCACAAGGCCCAAAUGAGUUCCAGAAUGAACUCUCCGUAAUAGCUAAAUUACAACAUAGAAACCUAGUUCGUCUUCUAGGCUUUUGUGUUGAAGGAGAUGAGAGACUUAUGAUAUUUGAAUACAUGGAAAAUAGAAGUCUUGAUGCCUUUAUUUAUGAUAAAGCUAAAAGUUCAUUACUAAAUUGGCAAAGACGUUUCAGUAUUAUAAUUGGGAUCGCUCGAGGACUUCUAUACUUACAUCAAGACUCUAGAUUGAGAGUCAUUCAUCGUGAUCUUAAGCCCAGCAAUAUUCUCCUUGACAAGGAUAUGAACCCAAAGAUUUCAGAUUUUGGCAUUGCAAGGAUAUUUGAAGGAGAUAAUGCUCUUGAGGAUGCAACAACGCGUCCGGUCGGAACAUUGUAAGUCUUUUAAUUAAAUUCAGUUUACUUGAUUUGAUUAAAUAUACAAGGGAAGAAGGCUGGGAGAAUAAGUAACAAAGAAAUAUUAAGUUAUACCAAUUUUCUUAUAUGUUUUUUUAAUCAAGUAACUUUAUCAUAGAAGCUAACAUUUAGAAGCUAACAUUCAAGCUCUCAAAUGUAGUGGUUACAUGGCACCUGAGUACUUAUCACGUGGAAUUUUUUCAUUCAAAUCAGAUGUGUUUAGCUUCGGUGUGAUAGUAUUGGAAAUCAUAAGUGGAAAGAAGAAUAGAGUAUUCAGUCAAACUGAUUCAAGCUUAAAUCUUGUAGGAUAUGUGUAUAAACUUUGGAAGGAAGAAAGAUCUUUAGAGAUUGUUGAUGAUAUAUUAAAUCAAUCAUAUCCAAAAGAAGAAGUUCUACGUUGUAUUCAAAUGAGUCUUUUAUGUGUACAAGAUAAUAAUAAAGACAGACCAACAAUGACAGAAGUGGUGACGAUGUUAACAAGUGAGGACCAACUCUUUACUCCGAUUAUACAACCUGCUAUAUCAUCAACUAGCAGCGAAGGAGGUUUCACUACCAACGAAAUGAGCUUCACACUUGUAGGUCGAUGAAAUAUGCAUUUAAUUCUUAUGUGAUCAAUAUUUAGCAUCAUUAGAGUUCCUAGAUCACUAUGUAAGGCCUAUAAAGCCUGAAAUGACUUCGUUAGUUACUACACUUACAUGUGCUAAAAGAGUUAAAUUUGUAUUUGUUUGACUGAAGACUAUUUCUCUUACAGCUUAGGAUUUCUAGUACAUCAUGCUUAAGCUAAAGAUAUCCUACUUAAAUGAA
This is a messenger RNA of Zingiber officinale, 3206 nucleotides long. RefSeq names its product G-type lectin S-receptor-like serine/threonine-protein kinase At4g27290. Gene Ontology annotation, molecular function: ATP binding; protein kinase activity. The transcript has 8 exons. The coding region runs from base 1 to 2385 and encodes 794 amino acids. Gene Ontology annotation, biological process: protein phosphorylation; recognition of pollen. Lineage: Eukaryota; Viridiplantae; Streptophyta; Magnoliopsida; Zingiberales; Zingiberaceae. The record is from RefSeq and is a predicted model, not a curated record.